This is a messenger RNA of Mytilus californianus (California mussel), 5064 nucleotides long. RefSeq names its product dynein regulatory complex subunit 6-like. The coding region runs from base 86 to 2515 and encodes 809 amino acids. Gene Ontology annotation, biological process: SCF-dependent proteasomal ubiquitin-dependent protein catabolic process. The transcript has 24 exons. The record is from RefSeq and is a predicted model, not a curated record. Gene Ontology annotation, cellular component: SCF ubiquitin ligase complex. Lineage: Eukaryota; Metazoa; Mollusca; Bivalvia; Mytilida; Mytilidae. Gene Ontology annotation, molecular function: protein binding.
GUUGCUACACAAACAACAUGGAUUCCAAAAACACGAUUAUUUGAUUAUUUCCAGUUAACCCUGCUUGUUUUAUAAAGUUCCAAAAAUGGCAGCAUCUAUGAAAUCCUCUAACCCUGAACUAAAGACUUAUCUGCGGUCAAAUAAAUUACCAGAUGUUUAUGAGGCACUACUCACUGGACUUGCAAUUAUGUGUCCUGAUGAUCCCUUACAGUUUUUACUGGAUAAACUCAAGUUUCUGGUUGAAGGUGGUCUGGAAGAACUUAAUUGGGAUAUGUUUGUUGAUGAAGGCAUGAGACCUGUAGCUAAAAUAAUAACAGAAAGUAACCUGGAUUUUAUAUUCAACCUCGAUGAUGAGAGUAUGAUUGAUUUUAUAGAUAUACCAAUCAACAUUCAGAAAGGUGUUGGAUAUUUCGGUGGUCGCUUCGAUGGAUUGAUGAAAAACAAGAUAAUUUGGCCUUCGCCAGAAAUGUACCAUAUGGCCUACCAGCAUUACAACACUUUUCUGAAAAAUAUGUGCUACAGAGCCUGGUUACAGUACUAUCUAAACAAAAGGUUGAAGAAGACAAAUGUAUCUGGAAAAAUGUUGAAGGCAUCAAAUCAUCAUUCACAAAGACUGAUGAAGGAACAUUUUGUCGUUUGGAAGGAAUGGUUGAGAUAUAGAAAAGGGUGUCAAGCUAUGUUUUUCCAAGUAAUCCAAAAAGUUUGGCAUUUAGCUAUAGCUCGAGUUAUAUUUAAUGAAUGGAGAAUCACAACUGAACAAGCUAAGAACCAAAGAGAAUAUUUUGAGAGGCUAGAACGUGGAGAGAACCUGAAUGAUGAAGAUGGAUUUGGAUCAACUGGUGAUGCCAGAGACAGUAUUUCAUGGCUGGACAGAAGUGUUGCAGUUAGGAUAUUUAAGAAUGUGGAUAUAGCUGAUCUGUCAAGAUGUUCCAGAGUUUGUAGAUCUUGGAAAGUUAUCAUUACCAACAGCAGUGCCAUUUGGAACAGAAUUGACUUUUCCCAAGUAAAGAACAAAGUAACAGAUAAAGUAGCAACAAAGCAUUUGAUGAAAUGGCGGCCUUAUUUGAUACACAUAAACCUGAGAGGAUGUACAAAAUUAGGAGAACCAACUUUUAGAGGAAUUAGUGAAUGUAGAAAUCUACAAGAUCUUAAUUUGUCACAAUGCACAGGUGUUAAUGAUGAUUCAAUGAAGAUAGCCCUGCAAGGAUGUAAAAUUUUGUUAUAUCUAAAUGUCUCCCUCACAAACAUUACAGAUGCUACCUUGAGAAAUAUUUCAAAGUUUAGCCAGCAUUUGCAGUUUUUGAGUUUAGCCUACUGUAAGAACUUUACAGACAGAGGUUUAAUGUAUUUAGCAAGUGCCAAAUGUAGCAAGAAGUUAGAAUAUUUAGACAUAUCUGGUUGUCUGCAGAUAACCCCUGAUGGUUUCAAAGGUCUAGCCAAUGGAUGCAUCAAUCUACAGACCCUGAUUAUAAAUGAUUUCCCAACUUUGACAGAUGAAUGUGUUAUUGCUCUUGCCAACAAAUGUACAAAGAUCCACACAGUCUCUGUGUUAGGAUCACCACUUCUUACAGAUGAAUCAUUUAAAAAGUUAGCACAGCAUAAGAGACUCAAGAAACUUAAAACAGAGGGUAACCAGAGAAUAUCUGAUGUAGCAAUGAAGUCCAUUGGUCAGUGUCAAGGUCUUACCCAUUUGUAUAUAACAGACUGCCAACGACUGACUGAUGCUUCAUUAAAACAGCUGACAUCAUGUAAAGAAUUGAGAGUAGCUAACUUUGCAGAUUGUGUUAGAAUAAGUGAUGGAGGUGUUCGACCGUUGACAGAUGGAGAUUCAGCUGAUAAGAUACGAGAAUUAAACCUGACCAACUGUAUAAGAGUUAGUGAACUCUCAGUCAUUAAUAUGCUUAAAAAACUAAAACAUUUGACUUAUGUCAGUUUAUGCUUUUGUGAUCAUAUAAGUGAGAAUGGUAUAGAAAUUCUUGGACAACUGCACAGUUUGACUUCUCUAGAUAUAUCUGGAUGUAAAGUAACGGACAAAUCUCUGUCAUUGCUUGGAAACAAUUACAGACUAAGGGAUGUAACUCUGUCUGAAUGUAUUGACAUCACAGAUUUAGGGUUGGAGAAAUUUACACAGCAAUGUAAAGAAAUUGAAAGAUUAGAUCUGUCUCACUGUUGGCAAAUUACAGAUGGUGCCAUAAAGAAUUUAGCUUUCUGUUGUCAGAAUCUGAAUGCUUUAAAUUUAUGUGGAUGCAAAAAUAUAACCAACAUGAGUAUACAGUAUUUAUCAGGAGUUUGUAAAUACCUAAACACAUUAGAUAUUAGUGGUUGUCUUCAUAUCACAGAUAAAUCUUUGAAGUAUCUACGCAAGGGUUGUAAAAAACUUAAAUCACUUACAAUGCUGUACUGCAAAGAAAUUUCCAAAUCAAAAGUACAGAAAAGACUAGCAUACAUCCAGACAGUUGUUUACAGUGAUGAACCAGUACCUAACUGGUUUAGAAACCAUGCAUUGAAGGACUGAACUAUUUAAUGAUUUAACUGGUUUCUAAUUAAAAUUCAUAGGCCCAUCACUUACUGGUGUUAUUGAGAGUAACCACCAUGUCUUAACUGGUUCUGAUAUCCUUCAAACCAAUAGCCUACUGUAAACUGGUAAAUAGAGGGAACUCAGUGUAUAAACCAGCUGAAUAUCAAUGUUACAAUCCUAUGACCUGACCUGGUGGUUUGUUUCUCAAUCAUGAAUUUAAGAAAUUUCUUGAUUAAUAACUUUUGAAACAUUGAAAAUCAGGGAAAUGUAUGUUCUCUACAUGAUUACAGUUUGAUUUAAUCAAAAGAAACAUGUUUUGGGUUAUAGUAACAAUCAGCUCUACAGAAAUUAUUACACUUAACAUUUUUAAAUUUAACAAAGUUGGUGUUUUUUAAUUUUUAAUAGAUAAAUACUGUCUUACUUAAUAAUCUACAAGCAAAUUAUCACAUGCAUGUUGUUUCCAGAUGUAUGCUUCUUUAAAAUAUGAAAACACCUGAAGUUCGUUCAUUAAAAUAUUUAUGUACUAUGAAUUAUAUGGCAUGAAAUAAGUAUUUAUUAUACCACAUUAUCAUGAUUAUCAUGUAAACUGAAUAAUUUAUCUAGUAACGUAAAAGUAUUAAAAUGUUGGAUGCAAUGGAACAAAACAUUUUUAUGCUAAUAAUUAGCUUUUUCAAUUACAUCAUAAUAUUGUUUUCCUUUUAAUGGCAUGCAAGUAUAAGGAAUUGAGUAUAAUUUGGAGCAAAUUAUGUUGUGGUCCAAAUGUAUCAUUAAAACCUAAUUAGAAAAUUCUGCAUGUAAUUUCACAUUUGUCCAUUGUUAUUUUUACAAUGCAAUAUGUUUGAAGUAUCAAAACAUUAAUAGUCUCAAGAUAAAGGAGUAGGUCCGGUAAGGGCCGAUUUUGGCCUCAAAAUUCAAGUUCAUCUGAUGAAAGAUUUUGGACAAUUUUUAAACACUUAAGUGUCUACUUCAGUCGAUUCAAUCAGUUUAUGUGAAAGAUUUGAACUGAUUUAGUCAUUAAAGACGCUCAAAUUCAAGCUUAAAUAUGAAAAAUCUAUAAAAUAUGCCAUAAUAUGUCACUUUUCAGAUGGUUUUUGUCAAAAAUGAAAGUGGCCGCAUCCGUGUUCAUUCUCAACCUUUAUAUAUUUUAUGUAGUAUCAUCAAAUACAACUUACAUUUAAAUAUUAAGAAUGAACACAAAUGCGGCCACUUCCAUUUCAGGCGGAAACCGUCUAAAAAUUAACCAAAAUGCAAAAAUUUCGAAGAUUUCAGUAAUUUAGCAUGACUUAAUGAUGCUAGUACCCGAUACAUGUGCAUUGUAUUGUCAAAAAAAGCCCAUAUUUAUGUAACAGAAUUAUUCUCCUUUCCAAUAAAUAGCUAAAAAUUUACAUUUUAACAAUUUGGUAAAACUGCUAUAUUUUGGGGCCAAAAAGGGGUCUUACUGGUCCUACUCCUUUGCAAAGUUUUUUAAAUUAAAAUUUCUGUCUUAUAUUUAAUUAAUUAAUUAAUUAAUUAAUUAGAUAUGAUAACCUGAAUAAUUUUUUAACUCAUAAAUUUGAUUUUGGUUAUCAUUCUGCAGAUUAUCACACAACAUAAGAUUGUUAUUAAUCAAGAACAGUAAAUUUAUAGUUUGACUGAAUGAUAUAAAACUCGGGGGCCUCGGUGGCCGAGUGGUCUAAGUAGUUACUACUGUAAUCACUAGCCAGUCAACACUGAGGUUGUGAGUUCGAACCCCGCUCGUGCAGGUGCACUUUACUCCAAUCUUAAUUGACUAGGAUUGUCAGUUUUCCUAUCGAAGGUCGGUGGUUUUCUCCAGGCUCUCCGGGCACUCCGGCUUCCUCCACCAAUAAAAACUGGCCGUCACAAAAUAGCCCAAAAGCGGUGCUUAAAAGAGGCGUUAAAACACCAAAAAACAAAAUCAAAUGAUAUACAACUCUGUUUAUUAAGAAAAAUGCAACAAAAAAUCAACCAAAGUUACUCAUUUUCAUGUUUUCUCAUAAACAUUUAGAAACGAUCAACCAAUGCUCAUAUAAUAUCUUUUAAAAAGAUGGUAAAGUAAAAUAAUCCUGAAUUUUGAUAUGAUAAAGAUACUGACGUGACAUUAUAUUUGACAUUUUCCUGAAAAAAAGGCCAGAUUGUAUACAUAACCAUAAUCAUUUUGCAAUAGGAUAAACAUGAUACUGAAAAGAUGAAGAAUAUUUGAACUUUAGCUCCAUUAUAAAUAAUCUCAUUUCUCCUACUUUGCCAUUGAAUUUAAUAAUUCAAUUUUAGUGGUUUAUUACCUAUAUUAAAAUGUUUUAUAAAAGUAUUAAUUGAUUUAUCGAAAUGUAUCUUCAUUAGAUCAGAAAGGAAAAAAUCUGCCAAACUAGGAAAUAUUAGUUCCACUGUAAUAACACUAUACAACCUGAACAAAGUAAUGAUUUAGACAAUACAUUAUCGUAUUGUGACAUUAGCAAACAUUGUUAAAUAUUUUAUUUUGUAAUAAGUCUGUGAUAUAUUGUUUUAUUUAUUUAUUACAAAAGCAGAAAUAAUAAAAUUGUGAAAAAUGU